AUGCCGAGAUACAUCUCCCCAUCUCCUUCCGCGCGGUCACGCCAUUCAUAUUCGCGCUCUCCCUCGCACGAUCGCUCCCGCUCCCGCUCCCGCUCUACUUCCUCAUACACUUCCUCUCGUCACAGCCGCGACGGCCAUGACAGCAGGGCUGGUGGGAUUGAGGGCAGUAGUGGCAAGAAAGAAUCGGCAGUCAAGACCUCGCUCCUGUUUCUCGGGGGUGUCGCCGCCGCCACCUAUGCCGCUCACAAGUUUUGGCCAAAGGGCAUCACCUAUGGCGACAAGGAGGAGUGGGAGAUCGAAGAGAAGAUUGAGCGCAAACGGAAACCCCGGCGCCACAUUCAGGAGCGCCCAGGCGGGCCGUCGAGCAGCAGGGCCCUCCCGCCGCCUGCCCGUGACGGCCGGGAGAUGAUGCGGCGGAGCUGGUACGGAGGCGAUGGUGACAGGAGAGGCGCCCCCGUGGAUGAAAGAUACUAUCGCACUGGUCCCAUGGAUGACCACAGGGGGAGACGUCGGUAUGCAGACCUCGACAGGGAUGACCGAAGCAGCGCGGGCGCUAGCGAAGUGAGCCGGGAUUGGGGUCGAGGUAGAGAUCAUUUUGCUGCUGGGUCGGCCCUGGGACGGCAGGACUCGGCGCCUAGGGGUGCCAAGUACUUCCCGAAAGAUCAGCCGCUACCCGGCGCGCUGGGCCCGAGGCCGAGACGGGCAAGCUUCGACGAGGAUCCGUUUGAUAGAAGGCAGCGAUACGACCCAAAUACAGACCGUGGAUGGUGA
Thyridium curvatum is the source of this 771-nucleotide messenger RNA. RefSeq lists its product as uncharacterized. NCBI's taxonomy places the organism in Eukaryota, Fungi, Ascomycota, Sordariomycetes, Thyridiales, Thyridiaceae. The record is from RefSeq and is a predicted model, not a curated record. Bases 1 to 771 code for a protein of 256 amino acids. The transcript has a single exon.